CAUUGUUUACCUUUAAACUUGUUCUUCUUUGCUUCAAAUACUUUGAGAUAGUUUCUAUAAACCCACUGGUUCCGUGUUUACUGGAAGGCUGAUCUAAGUCUGCAUCACUUUGCAGGGGAACUGCCCCGGUCUUUGAUUGGUGGACAACGUGCCACGUGAUCGUUUCUUUACUAUCAUGAUCCGCGCUUGAUUUGAGUAGACAGUCAGUUUACGAGGCGGCACAGCGCACCAAGGGUUCCGCAGAGGUACGUUUCCCGUUUCUGUCUGCGUUUCUGCUCGUCUACAUGAGUAGACUGAACGGUAACUCAGGCUCUGGAUUGCAUCACUCUUGACCUCCGUGUCACGGUUUCAUCUGCAGCUGCUUGGACUUCCUGCUGAAAGGAGGUUUUGAAGACAAAAAGGAGCUUUUUCGAAUACUCAUGGCCCUCAGCACUUUUGACAUCGACGCUCAACGAUGGGAUCAGUCUACGUUCAUGGGCAGACUGAAGCACUUCUUCAAUAUCACAGACUGCAGAACUGCGCUUUUACCAGACUCAAAGCUGGAUGAAGCCAAAGCUUUAGUAGAAAGCUGCAGGGCGGGGUCCGUUCCUCCAGGUACCACCGAGGAGCAGCUCCACUACGCAAAGAAGCUUUAUGACUCGGCUUUCCAUCCAGACACGGGAGACCGCAUGAACCUUAUCGGACGCAUGUCCUUCCAGGUCCCUGGAGGCAUGGCUAUCACCGGCUUCAUGCUCCAGUUCUAUAGAACAGUUCCUGCUGUGGUGUUCUGGCAGUGGGUGAACCAGUCCUUCAACGCUCUGGUCAACUACACCAACCGCAACGCUGCGUCCCCCAUCACUCCAAAGCAGAUUGGAGUUGCCUACAUCACGGCAACCAGCACAGCGUUAGCAACAGCAGUCGGACUCAACCUCUACACAAAGAAAGCUCCACCUCUUGUGGCUCGCUGGGUCCCCUUUGCAGCUGUGGCUGCAGCCAACUGUGUUAACAUUCCCAUGAUGAGACAGCAGGAGAUUCUGAACGGUAUUGCUGUCACAGAUGAAAACGGCAACAAACUAGGACACUCCAAUAAAGCAGCUGUCAAAGGAAUCACACAAGUCGUCAUUUCUCGGAUCACCAUGGCAGCACCAGGAAUGAUCAUCCUCCCCAUAAUCAUGGAACGGAUGGAAAAGUACAAGUUCAUGCAGCGAAUCACAUUUCUCCACGGACCGAUUCAAGUCAUGAUGGUUGGAGUGUUUCUGGUCUUCAUGGUGCCUGCAGCCUGCUCGCUGUUCCCUCAGAGAUGUUCUAUGGCCGUGUCAAAGCUGGAGCCUGAGCUGAGAGACUCCAUCAUUUCCCAAUAUGGAGACAGCAUCAAGCAGGUCUACUUCAAUAAAGGCCUCUAAAACCAAGGAUGCUUGAUUUAGUCCAGAAACACGUUUGAACAACAUGUAUUAACUUUCAAACUAAUCUUCAAAAUAAAAAUGCUUUUUUUUAUUACUGUAGACCAAGAAGAAAACAUUUGAUUUGUCUUUUUUUUUUUAAAUCCAACUAUGCUUCUUUAUUUUUUUUAGAUCUCACAAAGAAAAAUCUCCUAAUUUUACUACCAUUCAGAAAUUACGUGAUCUUCCUCAGGAACCGUAUGUGACUUUGCCAGAUUAAAUCUAUUAUGUCGUCUUGUGGAUGGAAUUUGUUGCUGUUUUUAUUGGCUGUGUAUUGGAAACGCACUUUCCAAGCGCUACCUGUGCCUUUUCCAAAUAUGAAUCAUAACUAUGUGCUUACUUUUUUGUUUUCACUGGUAUCAGCUUUAUUCUUUUUGGUUCAGGAACAACUGAGGAUCUUUAGGAGCUUUUAUGUAGGAGCUAGUUAUUCAGUGUGGUGCUGCUGCCAUCUUCUGCCUGGAUACUGGCAGAUGGAAGAUGUUUGUCUGAGGUGAUUGCCAGUCAGGGGGGUUCACUGUGAAAAUCAUAACUGGGAAUUUAAUUAGGAAAAAUGAAAUUGCUUUUUUUUUUUUUUUCUUUUUACAAAAUAAAAAUGAUUUCUUGUAUGCUUCUGAAAAAUGAGUUCAGAACAGGCAUGUUUGUCUUUAAAGGGCUCUAAUAAAAACAAAAAUGGAAAUCUU
Messenger RNA from Oryzias latipes (Japanese medaka), 2098 nucleotides. RefSeq names its product sideroflexin 2 (gene sfxn2). Gene Ontology annotation, molecular function: monoatomic ion transmembrane transporter activity. Gene Ontology annotation, biological process: serine import into mitochondrion; monoatomic ion transport. Lineage: Eukaryota; Metazoa; Chordata; Actinopteri; Beloniformes; Adrianichthyidae. Gene Ontology annotation, cellular component: mitochondrial inner membrane. The record is from RefSeq and is a predicted model, not a curated record.